UUAUGACUUGUGAAAAAAAUCAGGGGACACAAACAGUGGUCGUUUCCUGUCGGCCUUUGGGGAAGAGUCUUUAGCCGACGGAUUAUUUGGAUCUAUUGCAAUCUGAAAUGGAUUCGAACGGAAGGAAAGUUGUUGUGUGCGAUAAUGGCACAGGGUUCGUCAAAUGUGGGUUUGCAGGCUCAAACUUCCCUGCACAUAUAUUUCCAUCUCUUGUUGGUAGACCUAUCAUUAGAUCAACAACAAAGAUUGGUGAUAUAGAAGUGAAGGAUCUUAUGAUAGGAGAGGAGGCCAGUGAACUCAGAUCUAUGCUUGAGGUCAAUUAUCCCAUGGAAAAUGGCAUUGUGCGCAACUGGGAGGAUAUGACUCACUUGUAUGAUCACACGUUUGGACCAGAGAAGAUGAAUUUGGAAACAAAUAACUCACGCAUCCUCCUCACAGAACCACCAAUGAACCCCAUGAAGAAUAGAGAGAAAAUGAUAGAGCUUAUGUUUGAGAAGUACCAGUUUCACAGUGUGCACAUUGCGAUCCAGGCUGUUCUCACCCUGUAUGCCCAAGGCUUGGUCACAGGAGUUGUUGUGGACGCUGGCGAUGGUGUCACUCAUUUCUGUCCUGUCUACGAUGGCUUUGCCCUGCCUCAUUUGACGAGACGGUUGGAUAUUGCUGGUCGUGACAUCACCAGAUAUCUCAUUAAGCUGCUGUUGCUGCGGGGUUAUGCCUUCAAUCAUUCUGCUGAUUUCGAGACUGUCAGAAUGUUGAAAGAGAAACUGUGCUACGUUGCGUAUGAUAUUGAGCUGGAGCAGAAGCUUGCCCUUGACACCACAGUUUUGGUGGAGCCUUACACGUUGCCAGAUGGCCGAGUGAUCAAAGUUGGCGGUGAGAGGUUUGGGGCGCCUGAGGCGCUGUUCCAGCCUCACUUGAUCAACGUGGACAGCGUUGGCGUGGCUGAGCUGCUCUUCAACACCAUCCAGGCGGCAGACAUGGACCUGAGGGCCGACUUCUACAAGCACAUUGUGCUGUCUGGGGGCUCUACCAUGUACCCAGGCCUGCCCAGCCGUUUGGAGAGGGAGAUCAAACAACUUUAUCUGGAGAGAGUUCUGAAGGGGGAUACCACUGCUCUGUCUAAAUUCAAAAUCAGAAUUGAGGAUCCUCCCAGAAGGAAGCACAUGGUGUUCAUGGGCGGCUCAGUUCUGGCAGACAUCAUGAAGGACAAGAACGAGUUCUGGCUCCUGCGAUCUGAGUAUGAAGAGAAGGGAAUCCGCGUUCUGGACAAGUUGCUCAGACCAGCUGUUGCAUAGAUCUCACGCUUUUAGCAUUCCAAUUCUUUCAGAUGACCAAGAAUGUGUAAAAAAAAAAAAGGAAUUACCUGCUACUCAUGUCAAGCAAUUAUUUUGACUCAUCAUACUUGCUCUUUCAGUUAUGAUCUUUUAAGAACUCUGGUUAGGUAUUUUUAGUCAAUCGAUUGAUGAAUGUUAUCCGAGUAAGGCUGACAGAAGUGUUUGUAUGUAAAUUAAAUGGUUUUCACAAAAAGCGUUUGAUGUGGUGUACUAAAGUGGUGUGCAAGAAAAUCGAAGAUCCUUUUGUAUAGAAUUGAACAAAUGGAUGAUGAUUCCUAAGGAUACUUGAGAGAAUCGGAGGUUGUUUAGUAUCGUUUUGGUUUAAGAGAUUGUGUGCUCUUCAGUGCCUUUUUCUUCCAGUGUGCACACACAUAUUUUUUUGGAUCAAAGUUAAAAGAAAUGUGUGUUGAAAACUGAGCAACAGCAAAUGCUGAGAUCACUUCCCAGCACUGAGGAAUGUUUCCACUAUGGUACCAUUAUCCGUCGUAAGGAUUAACAUUUUUAAAGUAGCUGUUGUUCACAUUUCAAUUGUAUGCUUGACAUAUCGUUUUUUCUCACCUUCUGUUUGUUAGCACCCGUUUUUAAAAUGAUUUUUGCAAAUUAUGAGAUGUAAAAUAAAAGUGCUGUUUUCACUUCUUUUGAAAAAA
This is a messenger RNA of Aplysia californica (California sea hare), 1981 nucleotides long. Its product is annotated as actin-related protein 2. The transcript is spliced from 8 exons. Lineage: Eukaryota; Metazoa; Mollusca; Gastropoda; Aplysiida; Aplysiidae. Gene Ontology annotation, molecular function: actin filament binding. Gene Ontology annotation, cellular component: actin cortical patch; Arp2/3 protein complex. The record is from RefSeq and is a predicted model, not a curated record. Bases 108 to 1295 code for a protein of 395 amino acids. Gene Ontology annotation, biological process: Arp2/3 complex-mediated actin nucleation.